Oryza sativa Japonica Group (Japanese rice) is the source of this 2827-nucleotide messenger RNA. RefSeq names its product calcium permeable stress-gated cation channel 1. Gene Ontology annotation, molecular function: calcium-activated cation channel activity. Gene Ontology annotation, cellular component: plasma membrane. The record is from RefSeq and is a predicted model, not a curated record. Lineage: Eukaryota; Viridiplantae; Streptophyta; Magnoliopsida; Poales; Poaceae.
CUCUUAGCUUUCUCUCUCUCGAGACUUCCUUCCUUCCUUCCCUUGGUGGUGGUGGUGGAGACUGGAGAGUGGAGGCGAAAAAAGAAACGAAUCGAAUCUCUCGUCCCUCCUCCUCCUCGAUCUCCUUCCUCUCAAUUCCAUCCAUCGUCUAGUCUUCUUCCCAAACCCAACAACUCCAUCUUCUUCUUUGCUUCGCCCUUGAUUUGUGUGCUGCGUGAACAAGGCCUGUCUAGAGGGCAGCCAUGGCCACUGUUUCUGACAUCGGCCUCUCCGCGGCUAUCAACGUCUCGAUGGCCGUUGCAUUCUUGCUGGUCUUUGCUUUUCUACGAUUACAGCCCAUCAACGAUAGGGUUUACUUUCCAAAAUGGUACCUCAGAGGAAUGAGAGACAGCCCUGUUUCCUCUGGUGCUGCAGUGCAAAAGGUUGUCAAUUUAAACAUGAGAUCAUACUUGAAAUUUUUAAGUUGGAUGCCGGCUGCUCUCAAGAUGCCAGAGGAUGAGUUGAUCAAUCAUGCAGGCCUUGAUUCCGCUGUCUAUCUACGGAUAUACCUAACAGGGAUCAAGAUAUUCGUUCCAAUAUCAAUUUUAGCUUCGCUUGUUCUGUUCCCUGUGAACUGGACAAAUGACACCCUAGACAGCAUGAAGGUAGUCCACAGUAAAAUUGACAAACUUUCAAUAUCAAACAUACCUUAUGGGUCAAACAGGUUUGUUACUCACUUGGUUAUGGCUUAUGCUGUCACGUUUUGGACCUGCUAUGUACUGUUCCGAGAGUAUGAGAUAAUUACAACGAUGAGAUUGCGGUUUCUUGCUUCAGAGAAACGGCGACCAGACCAGUUUACAGUUCUUGUGCGGAAUAUACCUCCAGAUCCUGAUGAAUCAAUUAGUGAGCUCGUGGAGCAUUUCUUCCUUGUUAAUCAUCCUGAUCAUUAUCUAAGACACCAGGUGGUUUACAAUGCAAAUAAACUUGCUGAUCUGGUUGAGAAGAAGAAGAAACUGCAAAAUUGGCUUGAUUACUACCAGCUCAAGUAUGAAAGAAAUCCAUCAAAAAGGCCCACCACUAAGACUGGCUUUCUUGGCUGUUUUGGUUCCGAGGUGGAUGCCAUUGAAUACUACAAAGCAGAGAUUGAGAAGAUUGGGAAAGAAGAAGCUGAUGAGCGUCAAAAGAUCAUGAAGGAUCCCCAGUCAGCUGUUCCAGCAGCCUUUGUUUCAUUUCGUUCACGGUGGGGGGCUGCUGUUUGUGCUCAGACACAGCAAACCAGUAAUCCAACAGUCUGGAUAACUGAAUGGGCUCCAGAACCUCGUGAUGUCUACUGGAAUAAUCUAUCCAUUCCAUUUGUGUCCCUCACAGUUAGGAGGCUGAUAGUUGCUGUGGCAUUCUUCUUCCUCAACUUUUUUUAUGUCAUUCCAAUAGCAUUCGUGCAAUCUCUUGCAAGCCUUGAAGGAAUAGAAAAGGCGCUUCCAUUUCUGAAACCCUUAAUCAAAAUUGAUGUCAUCAAAUCAUUCAUCCAAGGUUUUCUUCCAGGAAUUGCUUUGAAGGUCUUCCUUAUAUUGCUUCCAACUAUACUGAUGUUUAUGUCUAAGUUUGAAGGAUUAAUAUCACAGUCAUCACUGGAGCGAAGAUCUGCAUCUAAAUAUUAUAUCUUCUUGUUCUUCAAUGUAUUUUUGGGAAGCAUCGUUACAGGAUCUGCUUUAGAUCAGCUUAAGGCAUACAUUCAUCAGUCGGCAAAUGAAAUACCGAGAACCAUCGGUGUAGCCAUUCCAAUGAGGGCGACUUUUUUCAUAACAUAUGUAAUGGUUGACGGUUGGACUGGUGUAGCUGGUGAAAUAUUGAGAUUGAGGGCACUUAUAAUCUUCCAUUUGAAAAACUUUUUCUUGGUGAAGACUGAAAAGGACAGAGAAGAGGCAAUGGAUCCUGGUAGUAUCUGUUUUGAUUGGUGUGAACCACGUAUACAGCUAUAUUUCUUACUUGGCCUUGUCUAUGCUGUGGUGACACCGUUAUUGCUUCCUUUCAUAUUGGUAUUCUUCGGGCUGGCAUAUGUUGUCUACCGCCACCAGAUAAUAAAUGUCUACAAUCAACAAUACGAGAGUGGUGCACAGUUUUGGCCGAGUGUGCACGGGCGCAUAAUCAUUGCAUUGAUCGUAUCACAGCUACUUCUUAUUGGACUGUUGAGUACAAAAGGUUUCGAGGAGACGACACCAGUUCUUGUUGUUCUUCCUGUGUUGACGUUUUGGUUUUACAAGUACUGCAAGAACCGGUUUGAGCCUGCAUUUGUGAGGAACCCACUACAGGAAGCGAUGAGGAAAGACACCCUGGAACGGGCAAGGGAGCCAACCUUCGAUCUGAAAGCGUACCUGGCCAAUGCGUACCUGCACCCGGUGUUCAAAGGCAGGGAGGAGGAGGACAAUAUGUCAAUAUCCGAGGAUGUCGGGAUGGAGGAGGUGAUCGUGCCGACCAAGCGUCAAUCUCGCCGGAACACUCCCGCCCAGAGCAAGUACGAAGGCUCCGACACGCUCUCUCUUCCUGAAACUGUACACGAACGAUAGAGCUACGGGAAUAUCAGGGUGACUACUAGCUUGUUGAAUUCUUUAUAGUCUGUACAGAUAGAUUGAUACAUACCUACUCCUACGGGGAUGUUGGCAGAUAGCUUUGCUGUACACUUUACAGCACGAGAGGUAUAUGGAGGGAUUGUUCAACACCCACAGACUGAUGAUUGGAUUGCCAAUAUUAUGAUUUCUUUGUUGGUUUCCAACUGCAACUAGCUGUAGUAGUAAAUUAGUACUACCACUGUAAUAAUAUAAACCAGCUAGCUAGUAGCAAGUUUUUGUCA